ACGACUCGUGAAUCGCUCUUGUUCAUUGUCCCGCGUGCACGCCUCGCACACACGAGCGUGCGUCGGCUCGCGGUCCUACGCUGUAGUCGGGACCACCACAUACAUCGGCCAGCCACCGGCACCGCCCUCUCCUCCGCCAUUCUCGUCUUCAAACACUGUGUCAUCCCCAAGUCUCCCCUCGGCCCUUGAUGAGCGAAUCUUGACUGAGCUACGCCGGCGCGCACCAUCAGUACCUGGGAAAAGCGACGCGGGUACUCAGGUGCAGCUACCACAGCUCGUUGAGCAAUACCUCGACCGCAGUGGCCUCGUGCUCGACGCAUCGUUACCCUAUGAGUCGCGUCCUGGAGCUGACAGGCGACUGAACUUCGGCGGAGAUGAUGAAGCUGCACGCCGUGCGAUUGCAAUGAUCGUGCAUGCCGUCCAGCAGGGGACGGAGCACAAGAUCACGUACUGCUCGGGCUUCGCUCUGAGCGCGCCUGGGUCGACUGAUGGGCAAUCCGUCUUUGUGACAUGCGCGCAUACCCUGGAGGAGAUUCGGUAUAGCCCCGUUCUGCGGCCGUCCUCGUCUCCUCCGUCCAGCGCGGGGACCCUUGGUCCCUCAGGGUCUUUCAUUGUGUCUGGGACGCCCCCGUUCCCCACAUUUAGUCCGGUCGCUUCUGUUCUAUCUGCCCUCCACCGGUCGGACUUGCUUCUCCUAUCCACACCCGCGCUUGCACCGCCAGUGCCCACUCUUCCUGUCUCACCAUACCCGGCGCAGCCCGGUGCAGCGAUUCGCGCCCAUUUUGUCACAGACAAGCUCCCUGUGCACGGUAAGGACGCCGAGGGUUGGCAGCCCUGGCUUGGCGGGACGUGGAGUAAGUGGGUGAGGGGGACAGUGAUGGGAUAUAAAGACCUGGCAGGCAGAGAGGCCAAGCCUGGGACAUAUGAUGCCCUCUCUCACCUGCUCUUCGACCCUCCACCUACUCCGGGAUCGAGCGGUGGUCCUAUCAUUGACGAGGAGAGCGGCGCCGUCGUUGGUGUAAUGCUCGGUACGCAGAUGCAGAGCAGCCUCGAGGGCGUGCGUGGAUGGGGCGUGCCAUCUGAGAUCAUCUUUGAGAUGUUCAGUCUCCCUGGAUUGAAGCUGAAGAAACAAUCCUGAGGCUUAUACCCUUCUGUAUCUAUAAUAAUCCAACAUAUAGUCCAACGUGUAGAGGAACGCUUCCGGUUUGGAUCACGCUUGUUUCAAUAGUCCUUCGUAGAUUAAAUUAUAUAUCUUUCCG
Messenger RNA from Postia placenta MAD-698-R-SB12, 1259 nucleotides. RefSeq lists its product as hypothetical. Bases 404 to 1138 code for a protein of 244 amino acids. The transcript has 4 exons. Lineage: Eukaryota; Fungi; Basidiomycota; Agaricomycetes; Polyporales; Adustoporiaceae. The record is from RefSeq and is a predicted model, not a curated record.